CAAAAGGUUGGCAAACAGUCAGUCACUGCAGCCAACUCACUUGUAAGCAGCAAAGAUCUCACUGCUGGACUUGUAUGAAUACCGGUAAGCAGCAGAAGCCAGUUCUCACAGGUCAGCGGUUUAAGACCAGGAAAAGGGAUGAAAAGGAGAAGUUUGAGCCAACAGUUUUUCGAGACACAAUUGUCGUGGGCCUCAAUGAAGCAGGCAGUGACCUGGAUGCUGUAGCCAAGUUCCUUGAUGUCACAGGGUCCAGACUUGACUACAGGCGCUAUGCAGACACGCUGUUUGACAUCCUCAUCGCAGGAAGCAUGCUUGCUCCUGGUGGGACACGUAUUGAUGAGGGCGACAAGACCAAGGUGACAGAAUACUGUGUGUUCACCACUGAGGAAAGCCAUGCUGCUCUACGCCUAUAUGCUCAGGUUUUCAACAAGCUUAUCAGAAGAUACAAAUAUUUAGAGAAGGCCUUUGAGGAGGAAAUCAAAAAGCUGCUGCUCUUCUUGAAAGCUUUCAGUGAAUCAGAGCAGACCAAGAUGGCCAUGCUGACGGGCAUCCUGCUGUCCAGCAGCACACUGCCACCUUCCAUCAUCACCAGCCUCUUCAAUGACAGUGUGGUUAAAGAAGGGAUUUCUGCAUUGUUUGCAGUGAAGAUGUUCAAGGCAUGGAUCGCAGAGAAAGAUGCUAAUUCAGUUACCUCCUCUCUGAGGAAGGCAAACCUGGAUAAAAGACUUUUGGAGCUGUUUCCUGCCAACAAACAAAAUGUGGAACAUUUCUCUAAGUACUUCAAUGAAGCUGGGCUCAAGGAGCUGUCUGACUUCCUGCGUGUGCAGCAGAGCCUGGGGACCCGCAAAGAGCUGCAGAAAGAGCUGCAGGAACGCUUGUCCCAGCAGUGUCCCAUCAGAGAGAUGGUGGUGUAUGUGAAGGAGGAGAUGAAAAGGAACCAGCUGCAGGAGCAGGCUGUGAUUGGCUUGCUGUGGACGUGCCUGAUGAAUGCUGUGGAGUGGAACAAGAAGGAGGAACUGGUCACAGAGCAGGCACUUAAACAUCUCAAACACUAUGCUCCUCUGCUGGCUGUGUUCAGCACUCAGGGUCAGUCUGAACUGGUGCUGCUGCUCAAGAUCCAGGAGUACUGCUACGACAACAUCCACUUCAUGAAGUCUUUCUCUAAGAUAGUUGUGCUCUUCUACAAAGCUGAUGUCCUGAGUGAAGAGGCCAUCUUAAAGUGGUACAAAGAUGCUCAUGCUGCCAAAGGGAAGAGUGUCUUCCUGGAACAGAUGAAGAAGUUUGUUGAGUGGCUCCAGAAUGCUGAAGAAGAGUCAGAGUCAGAGGGGGAAGAAUCCUAGAGAGGAGCUGAAGCAGGUUCCUGUAGUUUGCUUCCUGUGUCCUGGAUGACAGCACAGCAGCUAGAUAACUUGUGUAGGUUCCACCUGAGCUGAUAACAGCGAUAACCAACAAGUCUGAACUCUGGACCAGGUGUCGGUCUCGUAUAGACAUCCACAGCGCCGUCAUCCACCUCAGCACAGACUCCACCUGUAGCACUCACCAGGAAUAGUGACAUUACCUGUCUGUACUAGAAAUUACAUUGUUUAGUGCAUUUUGUUGCACACAGUGCAUUUGGCAAUGCUCUCACAUUUUUAUGAAUAAACAAAUUUUAUAUGUG
Mugil cephalus (flathead mullet) is the source of this 1657-nucleotide messenger RNA. It is a transcript of the gene bzw2, whose product is annotated as basic leucine zipper and W2 domains 2. The transcript has 12 exons. Gene Ontology annotation, molecular function: protein binding. The record is from RefSeq and is a predicted model, not a curated record. The coding region runs from base 75 to 1340 and encodes 421 amino acids. Lineage: Eukaryota; Metazoa; Chordata; Actinopteri; Mugiliformes; Mugilidae. Gene Ontology annotation, cellular component: cytoplasm; membrane.